Messenger RNA from Penicillium brevicompactum, 1617 nucleotides. RefSeq lists its product as uncharacterized. Gene Ontology annotation, biological process: transmembrane transport. NCBI's taxonomy places the organism in Eukaryota, Fungi, Ascomycota, Eurotiomycetes, Eurotiales, Aspergillaceae. The transcript is spliced from 10 exons. The record is from RefSeq and is a predicted model, not a curated record. Bases 1 to 1617 code for a protein of 538 amino acids. Gene Ontology annotation, cellular component: membrane. Gene Ontology annotation, molecular function: transmembrane transporter activity.
AUGGGGAACCCAAGUAAUACUCAAGUGGGCGUCUCUCGAUCACAGAGUAUAGACGCCGGGAAUGUGUCCAGCUCUGACGAUGAGUCCUUCACGAAACCUACCAAGACAUGGAGGAGUAUGGUGUGGGAUACAUGGGAACUUCCGCCGAAGGAGCGCUGGCUGCUCUUCAAGGUUGAUGCAUUCGUGCUCACCUUUGCGUCAAUCGGCUAUUUCUUGAAAAAUAUCGAUCAGACAAAUGUGAAUAAUGCUUUCCUCAGUGGUAUGGAGGAGGACCUGCAGAUGUUUGGCAACCAACUUGUGACAAGUACAUCUAUCUGGACAGUGGGAUACGUUAUCGGCCAAAUCCCUUGCAACCUACUACUGACCCGAGUCUCACCACGGUGGGUUAUUCCCACUCUGGAAGUCGGAUGGGGUCUUGCGACAAUCUGUACAUCUGCAGUAAAGAAUUACCAGGCUCUUUACGCUUUGCGAUUCCUGGUCGGCUUUUUCGAAUCUGGAUUCUACCCCGGAAUCCACUACAUGCUUGGAUCCUGGUACAAACCACAAGAGAUUGGCAAGCGGGCGAUGAUCUUCUGGCUAGCUGGAUCAGUUGGCUCUCUUUUCAGUGGUUUCCUCCAGUCUGCUGCUUACACAAAUCUCAACGGAACAAAUGGCUAUGCCGGAUGGCGUUGGUUGUUUAUCAUUGAUGGAAUCAUUACUCUCCCGCUUGCUGUUGCUGGAUAUGUCUUCUUCCCUAAUCUGCCCCAAGGGGGUAAGAAAACAUGGUGGACUACCGAAGAGGAGCACCUCCUCUCGAUCAAGAGAAUGGAUGGUAUUGGACGUGCUGGCAAAUCUCCGUGGACAAAAGCGAAAGCAAAGAAGAUUCUUCUGAGUUGGCGCACUUAUCUACUUCCUUUCCUUUAUAUCGUCUGGAAUAAUGGUAUUCCUCAGCCAAGUAUGGGCUAUUGGCUGAAGAGCUUCAACAAAGACCCUCCCCCAGUUCCUGGAACUUCAUACUCAGUGCCACAGAUCAACAACUUGCCUCUUCCAACGACCGCUAUUUUGAUUGGUAUGGGUUUAGUCUGGGCAUGGGUUUCAGAUGGACCAUGCCGUGGUGCUCGGUGGCCAUUUAUCUACAUCGGAGCCGUUAUCACACUCAUCAUCAGUUCUCUGUUGCUCAAGCUACCUUUGUACACGGGCAUGAAAGGCCGCAUGGCUGUAUACUGGCUGGCUAAAGUCGGAGAAGGUGCAGGUCCAUUGAUUUUGAGCUGGAUCAACGAGAUCUGCUCUGAUGAUACCGAAAUGCGAGCUUUGCUUGUUGCAAUGGCUAAUGACCUGGCCUAUGUGGUUCAGGCAGUGGCGCCUAACUUUGUUUGGAAAACUACGGAUUUCCCCCGAGCUGCCAAAGGGCAUACUUACUCCAUCGUGCUUCAAGUGUUACUGAUUCUUACUACUGGUCUAAUCCAACUCCUGCUAUGGCGUGACAAGAAGAAGGCCUCGAGGACGGAUACGGAGUCACAGGCAGUCACCUUUACGGAUGCACCGACCAUUGAUGCCCACAGGAGAGAGGAACCUGAAGAUGGUAGGGACAGAAAAACUCCCAAUAACUCCAACGUGAAGUACGUCGGGACCUCCUAG